AGGGUACAAAGGUCCUUCAAAAAUCCAUCCUUUUAAAUACAAUUCAAGCCUCUGUCCUGAACGUCUGAACAUCAGCUGCCACAAUGAACUAUUUGCGUCUGGCCGUGCUGCUGUGCAGCCUCCUGCCUCUGUGUAAUGCUUACUGCUAUGUGAUGGAAGUCAAACAAGGUGCGACACAUUGUCAGGACGUGACGGAUAAGACAUGGCAUCCAGUGGGAUCUUCAUGGAGAAACAGUGACUGCAUGGACUGUAGUUGUGGUGGAUGUUGCACUAGCUAUGCCACCCCCAAGGAGUUCCCCGCCGACUGCGAGUCAGUGUUUGACCCACAGGCUUGUGUUUACAGAGUGCAAAAGAUUAACAAUCCAGCCAUAGAAUGCCCAAUUUAUGGUGCUGUGGGCAAGUGAUGCAGUUAGUAAACUCUGAGUGAGCUCAAGGAGCAAAGUCUUUGGUUUUUUGACUGAAAGCAUAGCUGCCUGACACAAUAAAAUUGCAAUACCUAAUAAAAAAGUUGCACAGCU
Messenger RNA from Solea senegalensis (Senegalese sole), 518 nucleotides. RefSeq names its product beta-microseminoprotein-like. The transcript is spliced from 4 exons. NCBI's taxonomy places the organism in Eukaryota, Metazoa, Chordata, Actinopteri, Pleuronectiformes, Soleidae. The record is from RefSeq and is a predicted model, not a curated record. The coding region runs from base 84 to 404 and encodes 106 amino acids.